AUGCCUUACCUUCACCGCUCCGCAGCCCCCGGGGCGCCCCCCUCCCGCGGGGAUGCCCGCAGCACUCACUCCUCAGGCCAGAGCUUUGAGCAGCUGCGGCAGGCGUGUGUGAGCAGGGGUAUCCUGUUCGAGGACGCUGACUUCCCCGCCAGCAGCGCUUCCCUCUUCUACAAGGAGCGGCCCCCGGUCCCCUUCGUCUGGAAACGACCAGGGGAAAUAGUGAAAAACCCAGAAUUCAUUCUUGGAGGAGCCACCAGGACUGAUAUCUGCCAGGGAGAGCUUGGAGACUGUUGGCUGUUGGCUGCCAUUGCCUCCCUUACGCUUAAUGAGAAGGCACUUGCUAGAGUUAUUCCUCAAGACCAAAGCUUUGGCCCUGGAUAUGCCGGCAUUUUCCAUUUUCAGUUCUGGCAGCACAGUGAAUGGCUGGACGUGGUGAUUGAUGACCGACUGCCUACCUUCAGGGACCGCUUGGUUUUCCUUCACUCCGCAGACCACAACGAGUUCUGGAGUGCCUUGCUGGAAAAGGCCUAUGCCAAACUCAAUGGGAGCUAUGAGUCUCUGAAGGGGGGAAGCACCAUUGAAGCCAUGGAAGACUUCACCGGUGGCGUAGCAGAGACCUUUGAAACUGAAAAGGCUCCAAAGAACUUCUAUGAGAUUCUAGAGAAGGCCUUGAAGAGGGGCUCUCUGGUGGGCUGCUCUAUUGAAACCAGAACUUCUGCAGAGUCAGAAGCCCGAACACCAUUUGGUCUUAUCAAAGGGCAUGCCUAUACUGUCACUGGAAUUGAUCAGGUCAACUUCCGAGGUCAAAACAUCCAGCUCAUCAGAGUCCGGAAUCCUUGGGGCCAGGUUGAGUGGAACGGGGCAUGGAGCGACAAUUCUCCUGAGUGGCUUUCCGCUGGCCCAGCUGAACAGAAGCGUCUCUGUCACACUGCCCUUGAUGACGGGGAAUUCUGGAUGGCAUUUAAGGAUUUCAAGUCCCAUUUUGACAAAGUAGAGAUUUGCAACCUCACCCCUGAUGCCCUAGAGGACAAUGCUCUCCAUAAGUGGGAAGUGAAGGUCCAUGAAGGAAGCUGGGUUCGAGGCUCCACCGCUGGGGGCUGUCGCAACUUCUUGGAUACCUUCUGGACCAAUCCACAGAUAAAGUUGUCCUUGACUGAGAAAGAUGAAGGAGAGGAGGAAUGCACUCUCCUUGUAGCCCUGAUGCAGAAAGAUCGAAGGAAACUCAAGAGAUUUGGAGCCAAUGUGCUCACUAUUGGCUAUGCCAUUUACCAAAGCCCUGGCAAAGAUGAACAUCUGAACAAAGACUUCUUCAAGUACCAUGCCUCACAGGCCAGAAGCAAAACAUUUGUCAAUCUGAGAGAAGUCUCUGACCGGUUUCAGCUUCCCCCUGGGGAAUACAUACUGAUUCCCAGCACUUUUGAGCCACACCAGGAAGCUGAUUUCUGCCUGAGAAUUUUUUCAGAGAAGAAAGCCAUUACCCAGGAUAUGGAUGAACAUGUAGACAUUGAACUUCCUGAGCCUCCGAAGCCAACAUCACCUAGCCAGGAGACCAAGGAGGAGCACCAGUUACGCACCCUGUUUGAGAACAUCGCAGGUGAGGACAUGGAGGUGAACGCAGAGGAACUUGAAUAUGUUUUAAACGCUGUGCUGAAAAGAAGAAAGGACAUCAAGUUCAAGAAGCUGAGCCUGAUUUCCUGUAAAAACAUCAUUUCUCUAAUGGAUACUAGUGGCAAUGGAAAAUUAGAAUUUGGUGAAUUCAAAGUGUUCUGGAACAAGCUGAAGACGUGGAUGAGCCUGUUCCUUCAAUUCGAUGCAGACAAGUCUGGCACCAUGUCCUCCUAUGAGCUGCGGAUCGUGCUAAAGGCAGCAGGCUUCCAGCUUAGCAGUCACCUCCUGCAGCUGAUUAUCCUCAGGUACGCUGAUGAGGAACUCCAACUGGACUUCGAUGACUUCCUCAACUGCAUGACCCGACUGGAGAAUGCAAGCCGAGUGUUCCAGGCUCUCAGUACAGAGAACAAGGACUUUAUUCAUCUCAACAUAAACGAGGUGCUCGUGGAUCUGGAACUGGGUGUAUCUCCCCCUCAUCUGGAAGAGCCUGAUUUCCCCUCAUCAGACCAGCAGAAUGCACAGUGCUAG
Messenger RNA from Chrysochloris asiatica (Cape golden mole), 2136 nucleotides. It is a transcript of the gene CAPN9, whose product is annotated as calpain 9. Gene Ontology annotation, cellular component: cytoplasm. The transcript is spliced from 20 exons. Bases 1 to 2136 code for a protein of 711 amino acids. Lineage: Eukaryota; Metazoa; Chordata; Mammalia; Afrosoricida; Chrysochloridae. The record is from RefSeq and is a predicted model, not a curated record. Gene Ontology annotation, biological process: proteolysis. Gene Ontology annotation, molecular function: calcium-dependent cysteine-type endopeptidase activity; calcium ion binding.